AUGGGCAAGGUCGGCGUGGCGCUCGUUGGCGCGGGACUCGUCGGCAAGGAGGUCGUCCGUCUGCUUCUCUCCCCCUCCCUGCGGGAAGUCUUCGAUAUCGUCCUGCUGUCCAACUCGAAGCACGCCGUGCUCCUGAAGUCGGAGACUCAGCUGAAUGCCGAUGCCCUACUCUCGCUCCUUCCGCCAUCCUCCUCACCGCUCCCUCCCUCUUCCCUUCAAGCAAGCUAUCUUCCCGCCGACCCCUCACGCCUAGUCGACCUCCUCGUCGAACGUUCUCGCGCGACAUCACAACACAUCAUCCUCGUCGACUGCACAUCAUCCGACCUCGUCGCCAGUCUCUACCCUCGAGCCAUCUCUUCCUCCGUUUCCGUCGUCACGCCCAACAAGCGAGCCUUUUCGUCCUCCGCCUCGCUGUACAAUAACAUCCAAGCGGCUCUGCGGCAGCUCGGCGCAGGACUGUGUUACUACGAAGCGACGUGCGGAGCGGGCUUGCCAGUCCUGACGACUGUGCGAGACCUCGUGGCGACUGGCGAUGAGGUCGUGAAGGUCGAGGCAGUGCUGAGCGGGACGCUGUCGUACUUGUUGAACCAGUACUCGACUGUCGAGGUGCUGAAGGAGCCGGUACGGUUCAGCGAGCUGGUGCGGGACGCUUGGAAGCAUGGGCACACGGAACCUCACCCGGCGGAUGACCUGUCAGGCCGCGAUGUUGCACGCAAGCUCACCAUCCUCGCCCGUCUCGCCUCCCCCUCAUCCACCAACCUUCCCGACGGCUACGCCUCGAUCGAGACGCAAUCCCUCGUCCCGUCGCACCUGGCGGACGAAGCCGAUCCUGCGGCCUUUGUGGACGGUUUGGCGGAGCACGACGAGGACUUUGAGCGGUUACGGCGGGAGGCGGAGAGCGAGGGGAAGGUCUUGCGCUAUGUUGGCCUGUUUGACCGCUCGACGGGGACGCUUAAGUGUGGGCUGGAGAAGUUCGCCCACUCGCACCCCUUCGCCUCCCUCUCCGGCUCCUACCUCUCCCUCGCCAUCUACACCCAUCGCUACUCCUCCUCGCCUCUCAUCAUACAAGGUCCCGGCUAUCCGCUCUCGGUCACGGCUGGAGCGGUCGUUGCGGAUGCGAUUCGCGUUGCGGAACGAUACGGCGCCAGGGUAGGGUUGUGA
Molecule: messenger RNA, 1161 nt
Organism: Rhodotorula toruloides NP11
Lineage: Eukaryota; Fungi; Basidiomycota; Microbotryomycetes; Sporidiobolales; Sporidiobolaceae
Product: bifunctional aspartokinase / homoserine dehydrogenase 2
Exons: 4
Coding region: 1-1161 (386 amino acids)
Biological process (GO): aspartate family amino acid biosynthetic process; L-homoserine biosynthetic process
Molecular function (GO): homoserine dehydrogenase activity; aspartate kinase activity; NADP binding
Source: RefSeq, a predicted model, not a curated record